CAUUUGACUUUGGAGUCGAGUUGCGAGUUGCGACUUGCGAUUGUAUAAUGUUGAUGUUUAUGUUUUAUUAUUUCGUAUAAAAAAAAUGAAAUAAAGAAACAGUAGUUAGUAAAAAUGGAAACAACAAAACACAUAUUUACUUAUAAUGAGAAGAAAUGUUUACGUGAUAUUGUAAAGAAAUACUAUGCUAUUGUAGAAAAUAAGGAUAUUCACACCGAAGCCGUAAGGCAAAAGAAUGCAACUUGGCAACAAAUUGGUGAAGAAUACAACGCUUGUCCACACGUGUCAUUCCAUGCAACACCAAAACAGUUAAGACGAUUAUGGCUCAAUUUGAAACAAAGGAGCAAAGCCAAACGACAAACAAUAAUUCUAAAAAAAGAACCUGAACUGAAUGGUACACAGAAUGAGGAUCCUUUGAGAGUUGAGUUACUAGAAAAGGGUAUCAAUGAGUUACAAACUUUUAACUAUAGGGAUCAACAGGAAGAAUGUAGAAAGAAUGAAAAGCAUGAAAUAGAAAUGCACAUUUUAAAGGAACGGUUAAGAGAGGCUAAGGCAAAGGCAGAUUUAGCUGAGCUAAUAUACAACCAGCAGUUUAAUAAAUCUGAAAUAGAGCAAACAAACUACAAAUAAAGUUGUGCCCAUGACUAACAGAUAUUAAACCUGUUAUGCCUUUAAGAACUCACUGAGCAAAAGCUGUGUCACAAAACUGAACAAAUAUGUCCCCGAAAUAAUGAACUGCUUUGGGGAUGAUUAAUUUUUUAAACUGGUUUCGAGUUUGAUGGAAGACACAGAACGGUAAUCACAUUCUUGUAUGUGAAGGUCAAUUAUUAAAAUAUACUGGAAAUACAACAUAAGGAACGGUACAGGAAAUUCUCUCUUUCAUUAGUCCCUAGGAAGGGAACCCUAUUU
This is a messenger RNA of Pieris napi, 909 nucleotides long. RefSeq names its product myb/SANT-like DNA-binding domain-containing protein 3. The transcript is spliced from 3 exons. Bases 115 to 630 code for a protein of 171 amino acids. The record is from RefSeq and is a predicted model, not a curated record. NCBI's taxonomy places the organism in Eukaryota, Metazoa, Arthropoda, Insecta, Lepidoptera, Pieridae.